AUGUGUUCUACGUUGCUCGCAUUGUACUCGAUGUCGCUGACUAACGCGGUCGCGAACGCCGCUGCCGCCGCCACUUCGGGUGCAGGCAAGAAGGCGGCACAGGUCCAGCUGCAGACCGAGCUCAACAACGACGAGGAUUGGAAGAAGUUUUUGCAGAGAGAUGGGCUACUUGUGGUAGACGUGUACUCGGAAUGGUGCGGCCCGUGCACAGGUAUGGUAGGCAACCUGAAGAAGAUCAAGGUGGAGAUUGGCGGUGAUAAUUUGCACCUCGCGGUGGCUGGACAGCUAGUAAAUGUUGUUUUCGGAGCUGACGCUCCUCGACUCGCUCGCACCAUAGAGCAGGAGCUACGCAACGAAGAGCUGGCGCGGAAGGGCGAGAGGGAGCGACCGAAGAGAGCACCGCAUGAACUCACACCACCAGAACAAGAAAUAGCGGAUUUGCAAGCGAAGCUAGUAGCGGAGCGCAAAGCUCGCGAAGCGGCAGCACGAGAGGCAUCGCGUGAGGCGCGCAGGGAGGCGCGAGCAGUCAAGCUUGAAGCGCACUUCAGCGAAGUGUGCGCAGCCCUCAUGCUACCACACGCACAGAAGCACCUACGUAAAGUGGCUGAUGCAUUGGAACCGUACGGUGUAAUAGUAGCAGACAAAUGUCCAAUAGUGCUGGGUAAGUUAGGCGCCAGGCUGCUGGCGGUGGAAGACGAGGAGAUGAGCGGUGAAGAAACUGCUGCAGUAUUAGCUGAGCGGCCGUCACUAGCCUUACUUCUUAAGAAGCUGCCGGAAAAGGAAGGUGAUGUUAUAGAGCUAUCCCGUCGUGCCCUGUUUGGGGAUGGUGGGAAACAGCAAGAAGGUGAACCGUCGAAGAAGACCCUAUCCCUGGAGCUGAAAGCCAACAACGUGCCCGGACUGUACGUUCCCAAAAAUCGCCAUCAGCGGGCCGCUGUGUUGGAUCUGCUAUUUCCUAAGAUGGUGGGCGCGCUUGUGGAACCCCCUACCCCAGCGGAGCCGCCACACGUAGCGCUAGUGUUCGGCGCGUGGCAACGCCAUGCUGUGUUGGCUGCAGCCACCACUGCCACGGUCACCGCGUCUGCCAAUGACACCACGCACAACCCUGUGCUCUUACGAUAUGGGUUCUUCGCCGACGCGAACGUGGAAACGCCCAAGCUGCUCUGUAAGACUAUCGAACGGUACGAGGAGAGAUUGGAGAAGGACUAUUGUGAAACCAUAGUCCUAAUGGUGGCUGUUGGCGUGGCCGAGCCAUCGCUUGUGGAACCUAACAUCCCGAUACCAGACGGACCUCCGGAACAACUCUUGGCCCUAGGUCCUCUGCACAUUAGCGAGGACACCGUCGUCGGCGAAUUGGAGUGCGGUAGAUUCUUUCCACCAGGUUAUAGUGAACCAGAAGCUAAGCCUAAGGCUAAAUCCAAGAAAAAGAAGAAGAAGCGUCAAGAGUCAAAAGACGAUGCUUUGAAUGACGUAAACAAAGAGGUGGCGUCAGAGGCAGCUGGAGAGGGAGAACCGAACGGGAAAGUGGACGGCGGUGGAGAGGCUGGGGAGGCCGAAGGAGACGUGGAGGGGGAGGGGGACGCCGAGCCUGAGGAUGGUGACGGAGACGAAGCAGAAGCAGAGGACGAGGAUGAAACCCAGGUCGUGGAUAAAGCUACGUCGCCACCACCAGUUGUCGUCUAA
This is a messenger RNA of Parnassius apollo (apollo), 1683 nucleotides long. Lineage: Eukaryota; Metazoa; Arthropoda; Insecta; Lepidoptera; Papilionidae. The record is from the annotation of a GenBank genome assembly.